ACACGAAGAAGACACUUCUGACGUCAUUACAAGGGCGCCAAAUCUGCUGCAUACAGAAACACAAACACGAAGCAGUCAGUGCCAGAUUUCUCGUUCAGGUUUUCAGAAGUUUUAGUGUUAAGACUAUCUGUUGUCUCUCUUUCGCUUGCUGUCAUGGACCUGAGCAGCUUUGAAUCAAACAACUCGGUCAGCUGCAGACUGGCCUCUCAGAUCCCUGAUGUGUGCCGAACUGAGGACUGCUGUCUGGGCAUCGACGAGGCGGGGAGGGGUCCUGUUCUGGGUAUGUGACUGAAGUGAUUCAUGUGGAGUUUCAGUCCGGUCCAGUUAUCCAUAACACUCAUCAUGGCUGCUAUAUGUGUUUGAUUUACACCCAAACCUCCUGUUGUUGAUGCAGGGCCGAUGGUGUAUGGCAUAUGCUUCUGUCCAGUUUCCAAAAAAGAGGAGCUGAAGAACUCGAAAGUAGCAGGUAAGAUGUUUAUCAGGUCGACUUUAGAUCAUCUCCACUGUUGUUUUCCCAAAGGUUACAAGAAAACUUGAGCCUUUUCAUUGUGCUUUACCACGGUUUGAUGCCAUCCACUUUUCCUCUGCAUUAUAAACAGUAAAGAUAAACCCAUACAUAGGGCUGGGCAACAUGGAAAAAAGUUUAUCACUAUAUAUUUAUAUAUAUAUAUUUUCAUAUCAGUCGAUAUAUAUCAAGAUAUAAAAAAUGAAAUUUAACAGUGCUUAUUGGUAGCAUGUCUUUUGCAAUACAGUAAGUUACUGCAUCUGUGAGGUCCCUGUGUCUCUUCGACAUUUUGUCAUACGGCGUUGCGCUAGAGAAAGCGAAUUGAAUGGUCGGCUGUUUCGGCUGCACAGGCGCCAUGGGCUCGUCGCUCUGCUUGGGGUUUGUAACCUUUUGCAUUGCGCAUGCUCUGCUGCGUGGCACUGCUUCGGGUGGUGAAAGAGAUUAGAGGUAUUCCCCGACUUUGCAGGAACAUGUACUCGACUGCACACUACUCUGCUUCAUGUCUGACCUCAAAAAUCCUAAAUACCUCCACAUCAGCGAUGUUUCGUGUCAGUGUUGUCGAUGUUGUCAUCAUCUGUGGAGCGUUCAUCUGCAGUUCUGUUGGGGGUAGCACUCAUUUUCUUUUUUUAUCACCAGCAGUGCUGUCGGCUUCAUGUGUUAAAGUGUUAUGGUUGCGUGUAGCUGCAGCCUGCUACUACACAGGUGUCUGCUACUUGGUUCUAAUUCAGCACAUGAUUGGUUCAGCGCGAAGCAGACCUGGAGCAACUCCCCUUUUCAUUGGCUAUUUGUGUAGUCUACCAAAACAUGGCGGAAUACCAACUAUUGAAAAUGAUAUUGACCCUGUUUUAUAUUGAUAUUGAGGGAAAUUGAUUUUCAAUAUAUAUCAUUAUCGUUUUAUCACCCAGCCCUACUCUUACACAUUUUAAAUGAUGUUUGAACUCUCCAAUCAGAUUCAAAGACUUUAACAGAGGAUGAAAGAGAGAAUCUCUUUGAGAAGCUAGACGAAGCCAAAAGUUAUGUUGGCUGGGCUCUGCAGAUUCUCUCACCAAACACUAUCUCCACCAGCAUGUUACAGAGGUAUGUGGAUCUCCCUGUGUUUUAUACAGUAAAUGAACAUUAAUGGUUGGUGUUUUUUAAUUUUUACAUUUUGAUUAAAUUGUUUGUUUUUUAGGACAAAAUACAACCUAAAUGCCCUGUCACAUGAUACCGCCAUCGGUCUUGUACAGUAUGCCUUGGACAGUGGAGUACAGCUCACAGAGGUAUGUUGAUGAGUUGUUUAAAUGAGGAUAAAAGCAACAGCAGUGUUGUAAAUACACUUAUGGCCUUCUGCAGGUAUUUGUGGACACAGUCGGCCCAGCAGAGAAGUAUGAGGAGAAACUCUCAAAGCUGUUCCCAGGUAUCCAGGUGACAGUGAGGCCAAAGGCUGACUCACUCUUUCCGAUCGUCAGUGCAGCCAGUAUCUGUGCCAAGGUAAGAGACUAACGGUAAUUGAAUUUAACAAGAUUAGUCAACCUUAAAUUAAUUGUUUUGUUUUGUUCUUACGAGGUAACAUCACUCUCUUAGUGAAACUUGUCCAUUAAUUCAGGAUAAACAGUAUUCAGCCUAUUCAUGUGUAGGCUUUGGGAAACAAUUGUAGAGAGCCAUGUUUGACUGCAGAUAUAUCUGCAUUGUGUCUCUGUUUAAAUUGUGUGUGUCCUCAGUCUGAGAUGUAGUCCUGCUAUUGUUUUUUUUUUAACCCUUUGUCACUGGUGAUUUCAGAACCGACAAACUUAAAGGGAUAUUCCAGCAUAAAAUUAAUUUGGGGUCAAACACACCGUAACACCGAGUUAGACACCCCCUCGAGAGAUGAAUGUUGCCGACACAACUCACCUACUCUCUUCCAGCAGCCGCUUGUUUGUGGCGAGACCUCAGGCCAGUCCAUUACGGACUGCUGCGGGGUGACGUAGCUCAAGGAAGAACAUUUAUGAUGAAGUUAGGUGCUGUUCUGAGCAUUAUUUGUGGCUAUAGAGUGGCUUUUUGGUUGAGGUUUGUUUAUGGCUCUUCAGACCGCUGUGUAUUGCUAUCAUGUGGUCGUUACUAAAGUUGGUAUAACUAGUGAAGCAAGCGGUUGGCAACAUUUAUCCCUCAAGGGGGUGUCUAACUCAAUGUUACGGUGUGUUUUACCCUGAAUUAAUUUUAAGCCAGAAUAUCCCUUUAACUUCAUUUUGAAUCAAUCAAUAUUUUUUCCAUGGCUUUUCACUGACUUUCAGGUGGCCAGGGAUCGUGUGGUAAAGGGCUGGAGCUUUGCUGAGGAUCUGGGGGAGGUGGAUACAGACUAUGGGUCAGGAUACCCAAACGGUAAAACCAAAGAUCCUUAGCUUUAUGAGGAUCCUGGCUUGCAUGUAGUAACUGAUACUUAUCUGUUCUUUCUUCUGUUUUUUUUCAGACCCAAAGACUAAAGCAUGGCUGUUAAAGUACUUGGACCCUGUGUUUGGCUACCCUCAGUUUGUGAGAUUCAGCUGGAGCACCGCUCAAACCCUGAUGGACAGCAAAGGAGUGACUGUCCACUGGUAAGGAGCAGCCAGACACUGUAAAAACAGAGCUGUAUUUGAGGAGAAAGAGCAGCAGCACCAGGAUUUAUAGUAUCACACCAUGAAAAAAUCUCUUUUCUGCUCUUAAUUAGCAAGUAUUUGGCAGAUGGUGAGAAUUUCCUCGAAGCUGUAACAUACUUCCCCAGCUUGUCAAGACGGAUCAAAAACAAUCGUUACUGAUUUGCUGUAUUUCAGCUCAGUUUGUUGGAACAGUUUGAGUGUUGCAUGUUUUGAAACCACCCUCUAAAUUUACAGUUCAUGCUUAAUGUCUGUGAAAAUCAUUUGACUUUUUAGAGACCAGUGCCAACCACAGACUAAAGAUCAGUCUGGUUUUCUUAUCUCCUCAGGGAUGAUGAUGAUGAAGACAGAGAGAAGGCAGCACAGCGGCUGAACAAAAAGUCCAUGUUGUCCUACUUCGGUGCAUCAUCUGGUAGUAAAGCCCAAAACCCGACCCAUGAAACACACCGCUUCUUUACUGAGCGGAGGCUAAAGAACCUCAACACCCUCUGAGAACAAUGUAGACGUGGACAUUAAUAUUAACAGGGAACCACACAUUGGACUUGAUUAUAACAUUAAAGAUUCAUAUUUUCAUAGCCAGUGGCUUAAAGUGAAGAUUUAUAUUCAUUUGCCUUUUUUUUACUAGUUUUAAACAAAUAUAAGAUUUAAACCUCAUGUUUACUUUCUAAGAGUCUUUGUUUUAGACACCCAUCAACAACAGGAGGUAUGUCUACAGAAGAAGCAAACAGGCUCUAUUAAAGAGUGUCACAAUCUUUAAUGCCAAUACUGACACCUAGUGGCUGUACAACAAAAUACACCAGGGGUUUGAAGUCAGAUCUAAGAUCACGUGAACCGUUAUUGACACCAAAAUGGGCGCGUUAGACACUGACACAGACAAAGUCAAAAUUUCCACAACAAUAUGGAAAACUGCUGAGCACAAUAUAUACCACAAAUAAGAUCUAUGAAAGUGUCUGUCACAUUGUUAAUGUCAGUAUACAAGGUCUGUAUUGAUAAAUCCAAAUAAACAUUACAGUAAUCACAGAAUAUUUCCAGAAAAAUAAU
Xyrichtys novacula (pearly razorfish) is the source of this 4134-nucleotide messenger RNA. The record is from the annotation of a GenBank genome assembly. Lineage: Eukaryota; Metazoa; Chordata; Actinopteri; Labriformes; Labridae.